ACGAAGGCCUCUUUGGUGGUGUUAGGAUAAUGUUGUCUAAUGAAUGAUGAUGUUAGACACAACUAUCAAGUGUAUCCUAUUUCACCAAGCAACUUGGCUCCCCUACUAUCCAAAGUGGGAUGAUUGAGUUUUGGAUGUCAUUGAUAAAGUUUUGAUAUGAGUGGAUGUAUAAUUUAAUGUUACUGAUAGAGGCACGAAAUGCCAAUCUUUUUGUCUAGGUGUGAAGUUCUCUUACUAUCCUAACUACUAAGUAAUUAAUACCCUCUCCAUCGGAAUUAGCUGUCACAUUGUCCCAAUCCCGCACGAGUCAUGAUCAAGGAUAUGACAUGAUUUUACAAAAGACUUGUCUACUUCCAGUCACUUAACUUAAGUAGUGACCCAUUAGGAAAUCCGACUGUGAGACCAUAAGCCAAUACAAUAUUUGGUAAAAUAACAAACUUUUUCCUGACAUCCAACAAAGUACUGAUUACCGUUAUACCAUGACUACUAAAUUCUGGAUGGAGAGAGGAGCUUCAAGUGCUUUGGUCGAGAGAAGCAAAGCAGCUAAUGCCCCUAACUAGUAUUCCUGGAGGCAUUUUUCAGAUUGUGGAAGCAGACUACCUUGAAUCUUGUCUCUGCCUCUGUAUCUAACCAACCCUUUAGUUUCUAGCCUCAUUGUCACAUGAGAUAGAUGUUUCAAUUCUUUUCUUUCUUCUCAUUUUGGUACAUCAAAAUUCAGUGUAAAAUAUAAACAUCUGCAGAAAAUAGCAAUCCCCUGUAGUUGGUCGAUCUCUUUACGGAAUUUAAAUGUCUUUCUGAUUCGAGAGGGUUAACUUUGAAAACUAGAAAAGCAUGAUAACUUCAAGGGUCUCCACCUCUUUCUUCGUUUCAAUUCAGGAUCUUUAGGUUUCAUCCCAUCACAGUUCACAGUGUGAUUGUUUUGCAGAUUUCAUGUUUUUCUCAUUAAGCUUUAGCCAGGCAAGGUCUAUAUUUAUCUGAAAUAAAAAGGUGCAUUGUCUGAAAAGUUUACAUUUCCUGCUUAAUGAAUUAGAAUGUGUUAUAGUCUGAUGUCUUUGUUCCCUGUAGUGGGUGGUUUCCGGAAAGGGUAUAUCUGUUGCACAAGCUAAAACCUUAAGACGUUUGUGAAUCUUGAAGUGUUGCCGUCUUGCAUGAGGUUUAAGUUGAUUGGUCUGUGUUGAGUAGUUUAUUGGUUACCUAUUCACUCAAUAUCUCAAUCUGGGUUAUACUUCGUACAUAUUUGUUGGAUGCUAUCUUACCUUUAGUAAUGGUACUUUAGUCCAUAUGUUCACUUUUCCAUGCAAGCUAAAUUGAUACUUUUCGCUAUCCACAGUAAAAUAAAAUGAAUGGUUAAGCCUUUUUGCAGUUUCAUAGCAGAAAGAAAAAAGUCAAAAACCAAAGGCAGCUUAAAAUAUUGCAUUGGACUGUUGCAUUCAACAUUGCCUAUCUCGCUCAUCUAUGCUCAUUUACCUUUGGUGUUUGGUUUUUGGAUGAAGAAAACACUGUCAUAAACUCGUAAUACUAAUCCUGAUUUGAACCAGGAAUUGAAGUAAUGUUAUGGUUCUAUGAUCAGAGAGAAUUGAAUCACUUUUACAAUUGAAGAUUGUCACUUCUACACGUUAGCUUGCUUUACAGGAUGCCAAUCAUGGAUAUGUUCUACAAUACUGCUGGCAGGCAGUUAUCAGAAAUGUUUUUAGCUAUCUGCUUCUUUCACACUUCUGAAUAUUUUCUAGCCGUCACUAUUCAUGGGAAAAAGAAUGUGACCCUCAAUUCUCUCUUGAUAAGCAAGCACUAUGUACUUGCCAUGCUUUUCUCGCUGCUGGAAUACUUGGUCGAAUAUUUAUUCUUUCCUGGGUUAAAGGAGUAUUCAUGGUUAAGCAAUUUGGGUCUCGCAUUGGUUUUGAUUGGCGAAAUUAUACGAAAAAUGGCGAUCCUGACAGCUGGAAGGGCCUUCACACAUCUCAUUAAAAUACACCAUGAAGAGCAUCAUAAUCUGGUAACCGAUGGUAUCUAUAGUUUUGUCCGGCAUCCUGGAUAUUGUGGCUUUCUUAUUUGGUCAGUGGGUACUCAGAUUAUUCUCAUCAACCCCAUAUCAACAGUUGCAUUUGCCUUAGUAGUUUGGCGUUUCUUUGCUGGACGGAUACCAUAUGAAGAGAAUUACUUGAGGCGCUUUUUUGGUAAUGAAUAUGGACGUUAUGCACAGAGGGUACCUUCAGGCAUACCGUUUGUGAAAUAGAAGUAAUCUACAAUGGUACUUGAUCGAAGACAAGACAAUCAUGCCUGUGCUAAUGUGCAGAAUGUUUGCAUUUUUAGCUGCAUGAAUACUUCAAUUAUGGUAACCAAGCUUUUGACUUGAUUCAAUUUUCCGCCUCUUCCUGUUUGAUUUGUUCGAAAGAAUCUUCUUCAAACACAAGCGGAAGGGUACAUUCAGCUAGAAUGUCACAUACAACAUUCUAACAUGGCACUAAUCACUAUUUUAAGACAGAUAGUGUGUAGUGAGUUAGUGACUCUAACUCUGUAAUUACUGAGUAUUGAGUAAGUUGAUUGUUUUCUCUUGCUUCGUUGAAGACGUUGAUAGAAGUACUACUCCGUAUCUCGAAGCUGAAAGUUAAUGACAACUGAAAAGAAGAAUGCAACUGUCACUGGUUAGUGUUGGUCUGUUCAUCUGUAGUUCCCUUAAUUGGGUGAUUGACAUUGUUGCAGUCUGCUUUUCCUACUGUACUUUCUAUUUGCUGAAACAGAACAGAGAGGGAUUUUGAUACUCUUACAGUACUUGUUAUAGAUUAUUUACAUUUAUUUAAUUUAAUUUUUUGCUGA
Spinacia oleracea (spinach) is the source of this 2814-nucleotide messenger RNA. Its product is annotated as protein-S-isoprenylcysteine O-methyltransferase B. The record is from RefSeq and is a predicted model, not a curated record. Gene Ontology annotation, biological process: C-terminal protein methylation. The transcript is spliced from 2 exons. Gene Ontology annotation, molecular function: protein C-terminal S-isoprenylcysteine carboxyl O-methyltransferase activity. Lineage: Eukaryota; Viridiplantae; Streptophyta; Magnoliopsida; Caryophyllales; Amaranthaceae. Gene Ontology annotation, cellular component: membrane; endoplasmic reticulum. The coding region runs from base 1634 to 2233 and encodes 199 amino acids.